UUCUGUAGUUUUGAUGGGGUUCUGUUGCGGCAAGUACACAGAAUAAAUGCUGACGCUGUGUAUUUAUGACACAAUUAUGCGUACAUCAGAGCCCUGCCGUAGUCCUCCGCUCACCUUGAAUCCCUCCGUGGCUCCUACAGCACACCUCACCACUCACCUCAUACAGAUACACUCUCUGAUGCUCCUGACUUCUUCACACAGUAAGUCUCUGGGAACAGGCUGGGUCACAGGCUUUCUCAGACCUCCACAAAGACACAGUGAAACUCCUCCUGACCUCUGCCCGAAUCCCGAGUUAAAACAGCAGAGAAGGUGUCCAUGGUGAAGCCAUGCAGCUGUUCGCUGAUGCUGACUUUCUCUGAGUCUGGACUCAGUGACUCUUUCCCACAGCAUCAUAAUGUGACUCAUCAACUACUUUUUUGUUACCUAACUGACACAAUGGCUGAAAUGCAAUUUAGUAACAUUAAAAGAAAAUCAAACUUAUCAGCUACGAGGAAGUCUGAAGUGUUCUAAGUUAUCUAACUGGUUCAUCAUAUUUAAGAUAGUUAUUUAACCGGGUUGUGGUGAAUGUUCUUUCGGUCACAUGUGAUUGUGCCAAACCACAUUCUGCCAUGGUGCUGAGUAAAAGCAAGGCAGAGACAGAGGCUGAGAAGUGCAGUCAGCUUCUCACCAAGAGGACCAUGCUGUCUCCGAGCCUUGCUCUCCUGGUGUUCAUCUUCACCGCCAAGUCAGGUGACGGAGCCCAAAUCAUUGGAGGGACAGAGGUGACCCCUCACUCCCUGCCCUACAUGGCUCUGGUUGAAACCAGAGAUGACGAAGGAAAACCAUUUUUCUGUGGCGGGACCCUCAUCCACCCGAAAUGGGUCCUGACUGCUGCACACUGUGCACGCCAAGUGAUGUCUGUGAUUCUGGGGAUUCAUGCUCGACAAAAUGCAGGACAGUUCAGACGAGUGAGCCGGCAGGUGAUCCAUCCUGGCUACCUGCCUCAGCAAAUCAACGAUCUGAUGUUGCUGGAGUUGCAGUCACCUGUGGAGGAAACAGCCUAUGUGAAAUCUUCCAGGAUCAACACCCCACCAAAUUACCCCGGAGCUGGCAAGACCUGCUUGGUGGCUGGGUGGGGUCUCACUGGCUAUGGAGCAUCAAAGCCAUCUGAUGUGCUGAUGGCCGCCAACGUGAAAGUGAUUGACUUGGAGACGUGCAACUCUGCAGACUAUUAUGACCAUUCCAAUUCAAUCAACACUGAUGUGGUUUGUGCCGGCUCCCAUGGAGGGAACCAGAUCGGUGUCUGGAAGGGCGACUCUGGCGGUCCUCUGAUGUGCGACAACAUGCUGGUUGGAGUCACUUCCUUUGGAAAGGAAUCCUGCCCCGGCGUGUUCAUGUACCUUUCUCAGGACAGAGUCCAAUGGAUCCAACAAACAAUUUAGUAAAACACAAAGAAAGUCACUGCAGUUGUGCAUGCAAGUCUCUGUCAUAAAAAAAUAAAACU
This is a messenger RNA of Synchiropus splendidus (mandarinfish), 1483 nucleotides long. Its product is annotated as granzyme G-like. The record is from RefSeq and is a predicted model, not a curated record. Gene Ontology annotation, biological process: proteolysis. Bases 609 to 1421 code for a protein of 270 amino acids. Gene Ontology annotation, molecular function: serine-type endopeptidase activity. The transcript is spliced from 5 exons. NCBI's taxonomy places the organism in Eukaryota, Metazoa, Chordata, Actinopteri, Syngnathiformes, Callionymidae.